This is a messenger RNA of Piliocolobus tephrosceles (Ugandan red Colobus), 6431 nucleotides long. It is a transcript of the gene RUBCN, whose product is annotated as rubicon autophagy regulator. Lineage: Eukaryota; Metazoa; Chordata; Mammalia; Primates; Cercopithecidae. The record is from RefSeq and is a predicted model, not a curated record. Gene Ontology annotation, molecular function: phosphatidylinositol phosphate binding. Bases 501 to 3371 code for a protein of 956 amino acids. The transcript has 23 exons. Gene Ontology annotation, cellular component: early endosome; late endosome. Gene Ontology annotation, biological process: negative regulation of autophagosome maturation; negative regulation of endocytosis.
UGGGGGUGGCCGGGAUAGACGCCGCAACCCAGGCGGCUGUCGCUGCCGCUGCCGCCGCCCGUGUGUAGCGCAUCACCCGGAGCCCACCGGCCGCAGGUGCCUCCUCCGGCCCCAGGGGCCCCCGGGAGCCCUGAAGGGCGAAGCGGCAGGGGCGCCUCUCUUGGGCGAAGAGGCGGCCUCGCCGCCCCGGAUGCGGCCGGAGGGCGCAGGAAUGGAGCUCGGAGGCGGCGAGGAGCGCCUGGCUGAGGAGAGCAGGUACUGUCAUUGUUAAGAAAUGGAUCUUAGGCUGAGUGCGGUGGAUCACAUCUGUAAUCCCAGCUCUUUGGGAGGCUGAAGUGGGAGGAUCCCUUGAGACCAGGAGUUAGAGACCACCCUGGGCAACAUAGAGGGAACACUGGCAGUUGCUGGGUCAUUUGAAGACUACGGUGGAGGGUUUGGUAUCAGCCAACAGCCCCAACGUCUGGUCUAAGUAUGGUGGCUUGGAACGGCUCUGCAGGGACAUGCAGAGCAUCCUCUAUCACGGGCUUAUCCGUGACCAGGCGUGCCGCCGCCAGACUGAUUACUGGCAGUUCGUGAAAGACAUCCGGUGGCUCAGUCCCCACUCAGCCCUUCACGUGGAGAAGUUCAUCAGCUUGCACGAGAACGGCCAGAGCAGUGCUGAUGGUGUGAGUGAACGUGCUGUUGCCGAGUUGUGGCUGCAGCACAGCCUGCAGUACCACUGCCUCUCAGCCCAGCUCCGGCCUCUGCUCGGGGAUAGACAGUAUAUCAGAAAAUUCUACACAGCUUUUCUCUCCCCAGAUGCUGCUUUCCUGCUAAGUGAUGCUCAUGUCACAGCCAUGCUGCAGUGCCUGGAAGCAGUGGAACAGAACAACCCCCGCCUCCUGGCUCAGAUAGAUGCAUCCAUGUUUGCCAGAAAGCACGAGAGCCCACUCCUGGUGACAAAGAGCCAGAGCCUGACAGCCCUGCCCAGUUCCACAUACACCCCUCCAACCAGCUAUGCUCAGCAUUCCUACUUUGGGUCCUUCUCUAGCCUCCACCAAUCCAUGCCCAACAAUGGCUCAGAGAGAAGAUCUACUUCCUUUUCACUCUCUGGCCCUCCCCGGAAACCUCAAGAAAGCAGAGGGCCCAUCUCACCAGCAGAGGAUCAAACCAUCCAAGCCCUCCCAGUUUCAGUCUCUGCACUAGCCAGGGAUUCCCCCUUAACCCCAAAUGAGAUGAGCUCCAGUACUCUGACCAGCCCCAUAGAGGCAUCGUGGGUCAGCAGCCAGAAUGAUUCCCCAAGUGAUGCCAGUGAGGGGCCUGAGUACCUGGCCAUUGGCAACUUGGACCCCCGAGGCCGGACUGCCAGCUGUCAGAGUCACAGCAGCAAUGCCGAGAGCAGCAGCUCCAAUUUGUUCUCCUCUAGCAGCUCCCAGAAGCCAGAUUCUGCUGCCUCUUCCUUAGGGGACCAGGAGGGAGGUGAGGAGAGCCAGCUGUCCAGUGUCCUCCGCAGGUCCAGCUUCUCAGAGGGGCAGACACUCUCCUUCACCAGUGGGGCAAAGAAGAGCCAUAUUCGCUCCCAUUCGGAUACCAGCAUCGCCUCCAGAGGAGCUCCAGGAGGCCCCAGGAAUAUCACCAUUAUAGUUGAAGACCCCAUUGCAGAAUCCUGCAAUGAUAAGGCGAAGUUGAGAGGCCCCUUGCCCUACUCUGGUCAAAGCAGUGAAGUCAGCACACCCAGUUCUCUGUACAUGGAGUAUGAAGGUGGUCGGUACCUGUGCUCAGGGGAGGGCAUGUUCCGAAGACCAUCGGAAGGACAGUCCCUCAUCAGCUACCUCUCUGAGCAAGACUUUGGCAGCUGUGCCGACCUGGAAAAGGAGAAUGCCCACUUCAGCAUCUCAGAGUCCUUGAUCGCUGCCAUCGAGCUAAUGAAGUGCAACAUGAUGAGCCGGUGCCUGGAGGAGGGGGAGGGAGAGGAAGACAGUGACAGAGAGAUCCAGGAGCUGAAGCAGAAGAUCCGCCUUCGGCGCCAGCAAAUCCGCACCAAGAACCUGCUCCCCGUGUACCAGGAGGCUGAGCACGGAAGCUUUCGGGUCACCUCCAGCAGCUCCCAGUUCAGCUCACGCGAUUCGGCACAGCUCUCUGACUCUGGCUCUGCUGAUGAGGUUGAUGAAUUUGAAAUCCAAGAUGGUAGUGAAGGAUCUAACCUGACUCACAUAUCAAAGAACGGACUGUCAGUGUCACUGGCCUCGAUGUUCUCAGAUGCUGACAUCAGAAGGAACACAGCCUCAGGCAGCAGAUCCUUCGUUUCCUCCCAGUCCUACUCCCACAGCUUCCUGCACUCCACAUCUGCUGAGGCGGUGGCCAUGGGGCUCCUGAAGCAGUUUGAGGGGAUGCAGCUUCCAGCUGCCUCCGAGCUGGAGUGGCUCGUCCCGGAGCACGACGCCCCUCAGAAGCUUCUACCCAUCCCUGACUCACUGCCCAUCUCACCGGAUGACGGGCAGCAUGCUGACAUCUACAAGCUGCGGAUUCGUGUUCGUGGCAACUUGGAGUGGGCGCCCCCCCGGCCUCAGAUAAUUUUUAAUGUUCAUCCAGCCCCAACAAGGAAAAUUGCCGUGGCCAAGCAGAAUUACCGCUGUGCAGGAUGUGGCAUCCGGACUGACCCUGAUUAUAUCAAGCGACUGCGGUACUGUGAGUACCUGGGCAAGUACUUCUGCCAGUGCUGCCAUGAGAAUGCACAGAUGGCCAUCCCCAGCCGGGUUCUGCGCAAGUGGGACUUCAGCAAGUACUACGUCAGCAAUUUCUCCAAGGACCUGCUCAUUAAGAUCUGGAAUGAUCCUCUCUUCAACGUGCAGGACAUAAACAGUGCCCUCUAUAGGAAGGUCAAGCUGCUCAAUCAAGUCCGGCUGCUGCGGGUCCAGCUGUGUCACAUGAAGAACAUGUUCAAGACUUGCCGACUGGCCAAGGAGCUUCUGGAUUCUUUUGACACAGUCCCGGGCCACCUGACAGAGGACCUGCACCUGUACUCACUGAAUGAUCUGACGGCGACCAGGAAGGGGGAGCUGGGGCCCCGGCUUGCUGAGCUCACCAGGGCAGGGGCUGCCCACGUGGAGAGAUGCAUGCUCUGCCAAGCCAAGGGCUUCAUCUGUGAGUUCUGUCAGAAUGAGGAUGACAUCAUCUUUCCCUUUGAGCUCCAUAAGUGCCGGACCUGUGAAGAGUGUAAAGCGUGUUACCAUAAAGCCUGCUUCAAGUCUGGAAGCUGUCCGCGCUGCGAGCGGCUGCAGGCCCGGCGAGAGGCGCUGGCCAGGCAGAGCCUGGAGUCUUACCUGUCGGACUACGAGGAGGAGCCUGCCGAAGCGUUGGCCCUGGAAGCCGCCGUCCUGGAGGCCACCUGAAGAAAGCACGUGAAGCCCCUGUCUGGGCCGGGGUCACACAUAUUGCAGAACUGAGCCACUCUUUGAAGGACUUGCCCCACCUGGGGCUGCUUCUUUUUUUUAAUUAUCAUUUUUUUUUUUUACUGACUUGUCUGACGUCCGUGUGCAGUCAGCCUUUGGUAGGUUGAUGGGUCCAGAGUCUGUGGUGACAGGUAAUUUGUAAGCUCCAGGUGUUUUCAUCAGAACUGACAUGUGGGUCCUUCAUGAAGCUUCUAGUGCCUCUGUCAGGGGAAGAGACAGCAAGACCCAGUUCUUCCAGCGUCUGUGGCCUCCUCCUCUAGAAGUAGACCUGGUUUCACCUGCAUGUCAAGUAUCUUCUCCAGUUUUCCUUUGUUUUCGUUCUGGAGCUUCUGAGCCAGGCCUUUCUCAACCACCUCUCCUCCUGCUGCUGAAACGGUGGCGUUCUCUCUCUCCCGGUCCUGGAUUGGGGUCAGACUGUGCCCCGAGGAGAAGCAGCAGAGAAUGGGACUACGUCAUGGGCAUUUUGUCCGCUUAUUUGGGUAUUUUGGGGGCCAUAGAACAAUCAUGACUAUCCUAGACUCCUCAGAGAGGCAGCCGUGAAUGUCCCUGUGUUGCUGGGAUUUCCCGUUUGGAAUAUUUGAAGUAUAGAUGAUGCCAGAAGCUGACUUUCUUCAUCUACCCUGGUGAGCUUGAAGCAAAGAACAGAACUGAUGCUUAGGCCAGGCUCGUCUGUAGCCUUAUGCCACAAGCAUACGUGAGGCGGCAGCUCUGUUGCUGGAGGAGCACUUACUCACAGGGGCUGUUGGCCCCUCGUAGGUGUUAAGGCCUCUUUUAGUUAACCUGGCUUUUUGGUGCAGGUAUGAUCUUUGAAGCUCAGGCAAGUCCCUGAUGCCAUCCUAAGGUGAGGACAGGAACCCCACCCACCCUGUUCUUAGUGUGUCCCUGACCACUGUCAUCUGUUCGAUGGUCAUUGUGGUUCUCAGUGAAAGUGCAACCCAGCUCCCCUCUCUCUCCCCUUGUGCAGCAGAGCUGGGUCCUUCCCUGGUGGCCGAGUCUCUCUUGCCUUAGCUUCUGUGGUCAAAGUUGGAGAAAAGCUUCCUGCCAUUAGUGCUGUUACAGAACUUGACAGUUUGUGGAUGUGAGUGUGAAUGUUCUGUGUUCUUGGGAUAACAAGAGCCUUUAUGCCAAUUAUGCACUUAACUCUGUGUAGCCUGGUGAUGUUUAUCUGUUCAGUUGCCCAUUUGAUAGUGCUGGUUUUAGUGUGCUCCCUGCCCCCGUUAAUGUGUGUGUUGACGGCAAAGUCCUUUUGCUAGUGCUGGUUUUAGAGUGCUACCUCCCCCCGUUAAUGUGUGUGUUGAUGGCGAAGUCCUUUUGCUAGUGCUGGUUUUAGUGUACUGCCUCCCUCUGUUAACGUGUGUGUUGAUGGCGAAGUCCUUGGAUGGGGCCAUGUGUGUGUUUGUGAUGUUCCUCAAGUUGAUGCAGCUUCUAACCUCUGUGGAAACACUGGUCAGAGUGGCUUCCCCAAGAGCUGGCAGCUCUGUGAACUAAAGCCUGCAGCAUUUCUGUUCUGGGAUUGAAUUCUGCCCGUGGGCCUGUCUUCCCAUAGUUGCCUGCUGCUAGGAGAACAAUGGGCAUGGGUGCUGUCCCUGGAAGCUGAACAGAAGGGGGCCUGUGGUUGGUGGAAGCUGAUGAGAGCCUGAGCUGGCGGUAAGAAGGAAUCUCCCAGGGAGGUGGGAGAGGCCUUUAAGGUGAUGGCCAUGGCUGAGGCUCCACCAGCACGAAAGGGAACGUGUGGGAACCGGCCCCUGCUCUUGGUUCCUCUGCCUCAAAGUUGGGAUCUGAAAGCCAUGUUGGGCUACAAGACCCUGAAGCUGUUCUCCCUUCUGUUCGCAGUGAGGCUCUAAAGGCCAAGGCCAGCAGUUUUGAAGGACUGACUGGAAGGCCCGGGCCCUUCAGGGAGCUUCACGGAACUCAGGUUUCACUAGGGUUUCGGUCCCAGAUCCAGACCCAGGAGUUUAUAAAAAUGGUGAGCUCUCCUUCCAGGUUUGGUUUAAAUUACACAUCCAGGCCAGGCGUGGUGGCUCACGCCUGUAAUCCCAGCACUUUGGGAGGCCGAGGCAGGUGGAUCUUGAGGUCAGGAGUUUGAGACCAGCCUGGCCAAUGUGGUGAAACCCCGUCUCUUCCAAAAAUACAAAAAUUCACCGGGCAUGGUGGCGGGCGCCUGUAAUCCCAGCUACUUGGGAGGCUGAGGCAGGAGAAUCGCUUGAACCCAGGAGGUGGAGGUUGCAGUGAGCCGAGAUUGCACCACUGCACUCCAGCCUGGGUGACAGAGCAAGACUCCAUCUCAAAAACAAAAAAGUGACACAUCCAGCUCCUUCUCCAGGUCAUUGGAGAUGUGCUAUCUUGUCCUGCCCGUUUCUCAUCAGCAUAGGAUCAAAGCAUGAAAAUGCUGACAGCUUCUGAAGCCAAACUCAACAGUCUCACAGACUCCUGACUUGUCACUUACUUUUCUCCAUCUCCCUCAACCGCACCCCAACCCUUUAGAUCGUGUGUGUUUUAGUGACUCUGACACGAUGCUGCCAUCACUGUCCAAAUACCCAUUUAUUUAUUUAUUCGAGGGGGGAAAGCGGGUAGAGGAUGGGAUGUUUUGGGAGCACUUUGCAACUUGUCAGUAUCUGAAAAUCCCCUGCUGUUGCGGGGAGAAGCUUUGAAUGCACUGAAGAGAAUUCCUUCUAAACGAAGGGGAGGGUAGUGUUCUUUCUGUAAGUAAAGGGAAAGAAAACAACACAUAGGUUACUUACCAGGUGGAGACAAGAUUCAAGACACAGCAGAAAAGUGGAAGACAAAUAUUUUCCACUUAAACGAGGCUGUUUUGACGUUCUCUGCCAAGGAUAUACAGCUCUUGUUGAAUUAACAUAAAAGAAGCGCGAGUCUCAGUAGAGAUGUUCUGUGUGUGCAGCCUGUGCUCUGAACUGGCUUUCCACCUGCCGUGGUUCUUACACAGCCUGGUAGUUCAUUGUCAUCUUUAAUAAACUAAGGAAAUGAAAUUCUGUCUUUGGU